GUCCUCGGCUGAUGUUGUGUCGCGGAGAUACUGCUCAUGGAAGCAGUUGUCAUGGAAAUGGAAGAGGUCCCAGCGUCAGCUCGAGAUCCUGUUGCCAUGGAAAUGCCGGUAGGAGAUGCUCCCUCUGUGGCAGGAGACAAGGGGCGCAGCGCUAAGCCGGAACAGGACGAGCCGCGAAAGCUUACUCAGCACCGGGUAGGCGCGCGUUGUGUUGGUUCCCCGUUUUCCCCGAGGAAUUAUUAUAUGCUGAUCGUGAUAGGAGAAAUCGCCACAGAGGAUCAGCUUGAGAACACCAAAGAGCACAUCAAACGCGGACUGAGAUCUUGGGACGUUGAUCUGACCGUCUGUGACCUGAACAGAGAACUCCAGCUCUUCCAGAAACACCAUUCCGCCCAGUUCUCUCAUGAGGUCAAAGGACAAAGAAUCCUACAAUACAAGAGUGAUGUUCUUGAGACCGUUGUCUUAGUCAACCCUACUGAGGACACAACUGCUACUGAGAUUCAUUCUCUGCUCACAUACUCUGCUGGGCAGAAGCUUCUCGUGCUCAGUGGUCAGGUUUCAGACCAGGCUGGUGACAUCAUACUGCAAAGUGGAGUCUUCACCUGCAAGAAUUUCUCAGACAUUAUUACUGAUCCUGUGGUUAAAGAUCUCCUAAGCAAGUCGGCUCAGCAGCAGAAAGCCAAUCUCACCGUGUCCUGCCAGGGAGAGGGGGGCUGGAGCUCCUUGGGCCUCAUAGAGGAGCAGAGCUUUCGGGAGGUCCUGGACUACCGUCUAAACCCAGACCCCACACUGCCAGAAAUGGAAGGAGUCACAGAGUUCACCGAGUACAUCUCGGAGACAGUGGAUGUCCCAUCACCCUUUGAGCUCCUGGAGCCUCCCACCUCCGGAGGGUUCCUGAAGCUGUCCAAACCCUGCUGUUACAUCUUCCCUGGAGGCCGGGGAGAUUCGGCCCUGUUUGCCGUGAAUGGCUUCAAUAUCUUGAUCGACGGUGGAUCUGACCAGAGGUCUUGCUUCUGGAAGCUAGUGAGACACUUGGACCGUAUAGACUCAGUCCUUCUGACACACAUUGGGGCAGACAAUCUGCCAGGGAUCAAUGGUCUUCUCCAAAGGAAGAUUGCAGAGCAGCAGGAGGAGGAUCAGGCGCAAGGCGUCAAUGGCUACGGUGAUUGGACGAAGAACCUGAUCUCACCGGAGCUUGGCAUUGUGUUCUUCAACGUUCCCGAGAAGCUACGAUCACCUGAAUCAACUUUGAAAGUGAAGAGGAGCAUCGAGGAGGCCUCACUAACUCUGCAGUACCUCAGCAAGCUGGGAAUUAAGCCUGAGCCGCUCAGCAGGGGUGUCAGCAACACCAUUGAACCUGUCACUCUCUUUCACAAACUGGGCGUCGGCAAACUGGACAUGUAUGUCCUCAAUCCUGUGAAGGACAGCAAAGAAAUGCAGUUCUUCAUGCAGAAGUGGGCAGGGAACAGCAAGGCCAAAACUGGCAUUGUGUUGCCUAACGGGAAAGAAGGGGAAGUAUCUGUACCGUAUCUUACGUCUGUAAGUGCCCUGGUGGUCUGGCUUCCAGCCAGCCCUACAGAGAAGAUUGUAAGAGUUCUGUUCCCAGGCAAUACUCCACAGAACAAGAUAUUAGAGGGACUUGAAAGGCUAAAGCACCUGGAUUUCUUGCGAUACCCUGUUGCCACUCAAAAGGACAUGUCGUCUGGGGCUCCACCACCAGUUAUUAAGCAAACCAAAAUGAAGCCGAGGACAGAUAGUAAGGAAAGCCUAAAAUCCUCCCCGAAACCGAAAGCUAGCAAGAAAGAAACAAAUGGGCUUGAUGAUGCAGAAUCCAAGAGUGACUCGGUCAAAGAGAUCAAAGUGGAGAAGAAAGAGGUUAAAAAACUGAAGGAAAGUGUCAAUGCGUCCAAACCACCAAAAGCCAAGGAAAUCACGACAAAGACAGCCAAUGUGGAUAAACCGGAGAAAAAGAAACUUCUCAAAGAAAAGUCACUGAAAAAGCACAUCAACGAGAGGGCAUCUAAGAUGGAUGAAAAGAAGGAUAAAGAAAAGAAAGAGAUAAAGAAGGAGAAACGGGUCAAAAAAGAGGAUGGUGUAAAGAAAGAGGAGAAAAAAGAAACCAAGGCGAAGGAAGAGAAAAAGAAGGAAGCCACUAGUAAACCAGAACUAAAGAAAAUCACUAAGCCAGACCUGAAGCCCUUCACUCCUGAGGUCAGAAAGACUUUGAACAAGGCCAAGGUGCAGGCAAAGCCCAAGACGGACAAAAACAAAGUGGCUAAAGAAUCUGCUGAAAAAAAGGUACCCCCAAAGCAGUCUUCCAAAGAACUCCUGGAGGACAGGUCCUUGCUCUCGUCUCCUGAGGAUCUUACCAAGGACUUUGAGGCAUUGAAGCAGGAGAUAGAAAUGGAGCCAAUCAAGACUGGUGGGGUGUUGCCUGUGGGAGCCCUUGCAGGUGACAAAGUCCUCCAGGCUGUCCCUCCUGCAUUCUCUGAUACUGAAGUCCCCCACAUUACGUCUCUAGGUGAAGGAACAACCACAGCAGAUGUUAAAACUGAAUCUCCUCGUGAGGACAAGGAGCCACUGAAAGAGGAAAAAAGCCAACCUCAAGGAAAAUUCUCAGAGAAAUAUGAGGAUGAGGGUGCUGAUUCAGAGGAUGACGAAGAGGAAGAAUACAACAUGGACACUAUCAAAAGGAAACCCCUUGUGGCUAAAGGAUUUGAGGAGAAAAACAAAAAUUGGCAGGAUGUUAAAGACACCAAAGAGGAUGUCAGAAUGAAGCCAAAAAAGAAUGAGAGUGAGGAAGAAGAAGAUGUCAUUGAGAAGGCAGAGCUGGAGGAGGCUGAAGAUAUAGUUUGUGAGGAUGAGUUUAAGUACAAAACUGAUGAAGUGAAAAAAGAGAAAAUUGGCAAGGACUGGGAAGACAAAUCCCUUGAAUCUAAAGCUGGCCAAACUACCAGUGCCUCAGAGAAUAUCUCUUUCAUUCAAGAUGAGACUAUCCCCGGCUACUCGGAAACUGAACAGACCAUUUCUGAUGAAGAGAUCCACGACGAAUCUGAAGACAGGAUUCCUCACCUCCGCUAUGAUGUUGGCUCCUAUGACAUUUCUGUUCCUGAUAAGCCAGGUUCCUUCGACACCCUCCAUGGCAUGAAGGAAAUGAAAGCCUCAGCAAUGUCCGGUUUGUCUGCUUUCUCAGCAAAAGGCUAUAUGGGGGGCCAUGAAUCUACCUUAGGGUACGCUUCCAAUGUUGUCAUAUCGGCUCCUCUGGCUGAGGAAGAACACAUUUCUUCAGCUACUUCUAUCACCGAAUGUGACAAAUUGUCAUCUUUUGCUGCCUCCAUCACCGAGGACCAGUCUAUUGCCUCUGUGACGGCCCCUCAAACAGAAGAGACUUGCCGAAGCUCUCUUCUUCUGGAUACUGUGAACAGCAUCCCCUUCUCUGUUCGCACUGAUGCCACUGCGGGGAAAGAGUACUUACAUUCCGCAGGGACUAUCUCACCAACAUCCUCACUGGAAGAGGACAAGUGUUUCAAGUCUCCUCCCUCUGAGGAGUAUCAGCCCCUAGUGCCAGACAUGGAGGCUGGUCUUAAGACCAUCCCCAAGGCCCAGGAGGAAGAUGAUGAUGAUGAUGAAGAUGAGGACCAGACACCCAAUGCUGACAUUUCACUCAGCAAACUUCAUGAAGGAUAUGCAUCCUCCUCUUUUCUCCAGGACAAAGACAAAGACUUCAAGAAGUCUCCCAUUUCAGUGUUUCCUCCCUCUAUCUCUCCACUGUCAUCAUUUCCUCUUAAAGUGCAAGAGGACAAACACGCCUCUGUCUCUAAGGACGAAACUAAAAGUGACUCCACUGAAAAAUCAUUCUCUCCAUCCCCAUAUUUCUCUGGUGCUUUUGAUAGAAGUGCUGGCUCCGAGAGUGAGGGCCGUGAUGACAGCACUGCCAGGAUAGCCUCUCCCACGCUGUCAGGGCUGACCAGUAGUGGGCACUCACCCACAGAGGACAGGACACCAAAGUCGGAGCCCAAGGUGGACAAAUUUGAAUCUGAACAUGACACAAAGACAAUUACUCCUCUUCAAGGGAAGGAUAGUGAGCCAAUAGAAAGGGGGUUCUCCAGUGACAGGGCUACUUUCGAUGAGUCAGAGGAAGAGGAAGAGGAAGACAGUGAGGAUGACUACUUUACCAAACAGGACAAAGAGAAGGAAAUUCUUGGCAAGUCGAAGUUUGACGAGGAAAGGGAAGGCACAUUCUUGGAUGAAGAGUACACCUGUGAGCCAAAGUCGCUUAAAGAUGGGAAGUUGUUGGACAAGGAUGGAACAGAAAAGAAGGACAAGGCCGAUUCAGCAUGGGAGAAGAAACCUAAAGCUGAGUUUCAAGACUCAGAUGAGGAUGAUGAUGAUGAUGAUGAUGAUGAUGAUGAUGAUGAUGGUGAUGAUGAUGAUGAACCCUCAGAUGUCCUUAUCUCAGGAGUGACUGUGGCUGGACUUUAUUCACAGACAAGCAAAUCUGAUACCAUGUGUACAAAAUAUGGCCAAAAAGAAACAUCAGACAAACAAGACCACCCUUCAGUAGGCUUCAAGGAAAGUGAACGAAGUGUACACUUUGACCAGGGCUCCUUUGCGGAGCGUGAGAACCGAAAGAAGGAGUUUGCAGAAACAAGACAAGACACUCCUUACGUAGACGGGAAAAGUUUCACUUACUCUGACAUUUAUGACAGCCAGUCAAGUCCAACUGACUUGUAUGGAUAUGGCUCUGAGAGUCAGAAGGACCAAACAGAAAAAAUUGAUAAAGCUGACUCAAAGGAAACACAGAAAACAGAAUCAUUCCAUUCAAUGGGAAUGGAGAAAAAAGAUGACAAAGAGGCACCUUUCAGCUCACAUGGAAAAGAUUCUGCAACACCAUCAUUGACCGAGCCUGAUUUCAAAACCACAAGCAGCCUAUCAGGCUUCGGCGCUAUGUCUGUGAGACCUCCUACCGACACAGCAAGUGAGACAGAAAAAGAGUGUGUGCAAAAAACUGUACAAAUGAGUUCCCCUUUCUCAGGUCAUUCUACAUUGGGUAGUUCUUCUACAGGCAAAACCGUGAGCUACCUUGGAAAGGAAGCUGCUUUGGACAGAGAUGUGAUACGAUCAGUAUAUGGUCAAGGGUACAAUGAUGAAGAUGAAGAUGACGAUGACGACUCAGAAGAUGAAAAGUACAAGAUUGCUUUUGAGAAAGACAGUAAGGUUAAAUCUGAGAAAGAGUCAAAGAAUCCAUUUGACUUUGUGCCCACCUCAAAACCUGAUGUCAAAGAUGUUAAAGACAGCAGCACACAUGAAAGUGACUUUGAGACAAUCUCUGGAAAAGCCGCCGGAUCUGGUCCUUUUGGAUUCUCAAGCAGCACCAAAGCCACUGAGGAUCUGUCACAGUUUGGAAAAGGUGAUUCUUCCUCCCCCUUUUCCGCAAAUAAGACUUCCGCUGGUCCAGCAGGAUUCUCCUCUGGUUUUGACUACUCCUAUGGUGGUGAAAAGGAGUCUCAAGACAAAGACAAGAAGCAAACCCAUGACCAGUCAUACUUACCUCUAUCAAUGAAGAUGACUGAGGAUAAAUACUACCAUGGUGACAAGGACCAGGACACUGACAAGCAGAAGACGCCUGACAUCCUGGGUAAAAAAUCAGGUGAUUCGGUGUCACUGGGCUUCAGUUACACCACCACUGCCACUGCCUAUUCUUCCUCCUCCUCCUACAGCCACUCCUCCUCAGCCUCAGCCUCCCUAAACACCAGCCGCCAGUUUGGAGAGGACCCCGAGACACCUGCCAGCGCCGGCUUCGAGUACUCCUCCUUCAAAGAUGAACACUCCCUGGUCAUGGACUCCCCCUUUUCAAGUUCCAGUGGGCUGGUGAAAGACGAGUACCUUGAAGUCUCAGAGAAGCUCACGCCUGCCACCACCACAGCGGAGUCCACCUCGAGUCUUGCUCGAUUCUCACCCCUUAGCCCUUUUGAGGAGAUCAAGCCAUUCCCGGCACAGUCCACAGCCUCAAUGGAUGACAAGAAAGAACCUGCAAGUGCUGCUGGAGCUAUGUCAGCUUCACAACCAGCAUGCUUUUACAAACCGGAGUGGUCCGAUGACUCAAAGAGUCAAGGGUUUGGUGCAUCUGGGCCGUAUUCUCAACUCAUCCAGUCUGCAGGAAAAGACCCCAUGAAGGACGUUUAUGGAGCACCUCCAAAGGCUCACACAGACUUGUCUGAAAAACAGUACUAUGAAGACACUGAGAGUGAAAGUGAGGAGGAAGAAGACUAUGUCUGUGAAACCAAGCUCAGCAAAUCACCAAGCCAAAGAUCUCCAUUUGAUACCUACACUACAGACAGCAGGGAAGGAGUCCUGUCUAGUGUGUCGGAGAAAAAGGCGACAUCACCUUCUGGCAAAGCUCUCCCUGAUGUCCUUACUUCAUAUGGAUCCUCAUCAUCCACAAAGCCCGACUCCUCAAAUGGACCUGCCGAGGUAACCAUGAGCCCACCAAAUCCUUUUGGUCUGGCCAGUGGGAUGGUGUCCAGCCAGGCUACACCAGCGCUGAGAGGAGCAGAGGCUGAUGUUAGCAAAGUGAGGAGUCCCUUUGAGUGGGAGCUGCAGCAGCAAAGAGGAAUCUAUCCAGGAGCAUCUCCUCCUCACUACAGACAUGAGGAUGAGUAUGAGGAAGAGGAGGAGACGGAACCAGAGAAUCCUCCUCGCCCUCUCUCACUAGCGUCUGCCGACCAGACCUUCCAUUCCUCUUACUAUACCGAGGAAAGUGGUAGCCAUGGUGAUGACUCUGAUCAGCCUCCUGAUGUCUGCCUGGGGGCUUCCUCUUACUCCUCAACUAAGAAAUCCCCGGGAUACUCAGCGUCAGAGUUCAAACAGAGGAAGGGUGACAUCUCCCCAUCAUUCAUCAACCCAAGCCUUCAGCAUUUCGGCAGCGAUGAGGAUGAAGAUAGUGACGGAUCCAAGGAGGGCGCUGACCAACACCAUCCAACUGACAAGGGGAAAUCACACUCUCACCAUUCCUAUGGCCACAACAGGGACAUGUUUGGAGCAAUGGCAGCCGGAAUUGCUGCAGAAGAAACACCGCCAACCUCAGUGAGCGAGUCCUUACCUUCACAGUCAGAUUCUGACGUGCCACCCGGAACAGAGGAGUCCCCAUCGAGUGAGGUAAAAGGGGCCAAUGUAGACUCAGAUGAGGAUGCUGAUUUUCUGCCAGUGGAUAAGUCCUCAGGUAUGGCUUAUGGUGGUGGAAGCUAUUAUUCUUCCUCAUCUAGGUCAUCGGGAAAAACCCAUGAUCCUCCACCUGCACCCAUGAUGGACCCAGCUCCUCGUCCUCCGGGCCCGGACGUGUGCAUGGUGGAUCCAGACACACUGAAUCUGGACCAGAACCUUUCAGAGAAGCAGCAGCUGAAGAAAGAGCUGAAGACCAAGAGUCCCAAGAAAUCGCUUGGGAAACCAAAGUCAAGUUCUCCGGCAGGCAGGCGCAAGAGGUCCCCGACUCCUGUCAAACAGACCUCGAAGGAUUCCUCACCGAGGAACACUUCACUGAAGAAGAAGGAUGUCGAGAAAUCAUCAAGGAUGUCUCGCACAUCAGACGGACAGGGAUCUAAAGAGGACGACAUGUCCAGGUCAAGCUACAACCCUGCCAAAGGGCUUGUUAAUGGAGUAAAGAGCUCUGCAGGCUCUAACUUCUCUAAAACCAGUUCCUCCGGGAGCCCAAUCUAUGUGGAUCUAGCCUACAUUCCCAAUCACUGCAGUGCAAAGAAUGUGGAUCAGGAGUUCUUUAAGCGCGUUCGCUCAGCCUACUACGUGGUGAGCGGGAAUGACACAGGAAGCGAGGAGCCAAGCCGCAGGGUUCUGGAUGCACUGCUGGAGGGGAAGGCUCACUGGGGAUCAAAUCUCCAGGUGACCCUGAUCCCCACCCACGACACAGAGGUGAUGCGUGACUGGUACCAGCAGACACACGAGAGGCAGCAGGAGCUCAACAUCAUGGUACUGGCCAGCAGCAGCACGGUGGUCAUGCAGGACGAGUCCUUCCCUGCCUGCAAGAUCGAGUUCUAAACAGCCCCCUACAGCCCUCUUCCCCAAGGUCUCUCCGCACCUUACUCGUCCUACCCUUACCCUCCCCCCACACACCCACACCCCCACACCCACACCCAAUUAACCCCAUUGACCCCAACUACUGCUCUCUGUGUGUUAGAGAUUGGCCCUUUAGAGCCUUGUUUGUGAGGUUAUUCGGUAACAGCCACGAAUCCUAGGAUGUUUCAUGUCUGGUUUUUAUUGGUUGUAGUUCUGUUUUUUUUUUCUUGUUUCUUUAAUGACGAUUUCAUUGAUGUUAGUUUUGCUAUACUGUUCUGUCAUUGCCUAAGAAAAAAAGUACUUGAGAGUGGGAAGGUACAGAGAGUUGGAUUGAUUGACAGAUUGAUCGACUGACUGACAGGCUUAAGGGGCACAGUUUACUUGUGUCUCUUGUGAGCGCUAGAGAAGAUGUGCCUUUAACUUGUGGAUGCAUUGCUGCCUUUAAGCCCAAACUAAGCGACAACAAAUGACAGAAAACAAACAAGUACUGCCUCUUCUCGACCAUACUCUACAACAACACAACACUCCAGUGUGUGUAUCUCACAGCUACCAUAUGCUCAUCUUUCCACUUCAGUGGAUGUCAGAAUAUACGGCUACACAAGUGUUCCUGGUGUUCCUGGUUAGUCAUGUGUAUAUUGUAUAUGUUGUUUUAAAUACCUCUUGACACAAACACACUUCUGAAAUAGUACAGAAACCAUAGGACUUUCAUUAGGCCGUGUGCACAAUGCUCAUUGUAGGUUGUGGUCAGUUAGAGGUUGAGAUGUUGCUAGCCUGUGCAUUCAGUCCUAGUUUUUCCUUCUGUGUGGCAGUCACAGUAUACACAAUACCCACUGAUGCAGUGCACUGGGCCUUUAAAGUGCUGUGCAUUAGACAUAGUAGUGAUCCAAGGCUGAUGAAUGGAUGUUCAUCUGGCAGUACAGUUUUGUUUAUGUACAAAAAAAGUAUAAUAUCCAGAUCCUGACUCAAACAUAUAUAGACAUAUAUAUAUAUAGACACAUAUAUACUCUCCCAGAUUUGCUAUUCACUUAACAAUCAGUUAUGUGUGUAAACUGCUAUGUUAGAGAGUACUUUGUUGGAAUAUUUCUGCCGAUCAUGACAAUUAAGUGUGGUCUAAGUAUUAUUUUGUGUAUGUUCAUUUUCUUUAACAAGGCCUAAAAGCACUAGAUUGUGUAAACGUUUAAGGUUAUGUCUUAAUAUGAGAGUCAAAUGUUUUCCAGUCUUUUAUUUAUUAUCUUGUAUUGUUGCUUUACUGGAAGGAACAAAUGUGAUUGGACUCCACAGUUGUGGAAUUUCAAUUGAGCUGAUUGUAGACUGAGCUUUGUGCUAACAGUUAGCUACAUGCCUCGUGAACAUCUUAACUCUUCAGAGUUGUUUUUAGAGACCUCAAGGAUCCUAAAUCUUUGGGGUUGUUUUGAAGCCUUUUGGAAGGUAGGGAACAGGACACUGUAUGAAAUGAUGGUAAAAUACCUUCCAUUUUACCAUUGCAUACUUCAUUCUUUCCCUGUUUUGCCAUCAAAUGAAGUUGCACUUUUCUGUUAUCAUAAUACUAUUCAGGUUGCUUUGUUGUUCCCUCACCUAAUUAAGAUAUUUUAUGCAUGUUAACGAAGAUAGCAUACUCAUCGUGACUUAUUUGACUUAUGUGAGGUGAUGUGCUUUGAGGGGGAUGAUUCCCUUAAAGAGGAACAGCAGAGGGAUGUUUGAGACCAAAUGGAAGCUGCAAGCAAUAGGAUUGCCCCCUGGGAAUGGCAACCCUGUCUUCUUCGAAAGAAGGAAAGACCUGGUUGGGACUGUCUUGACUUGUUUGACAGAGUGGGGAUUUGCACAUGGAUGCAAGACUGAAAUGGUGGCUUGGGUUUUACUUAUAUAGAUAAGCACAUUGUGAACAUCACCAGCUUGUAUGCUUUUUUGGAUAAUUCAGUGCAGAUUUCUCUUGGUAACACUGACUUAGACAGUUAUCAGUGUCACCUGGCUUGGAUAAUUAGUUUAAAUUAGGACUCGUGAAUAGUAGUUUAUAGUGAUUUUAACUUGCAAGGCAACCAUUGGCUUGUAGAUGAAAAAAAUAAGCACACACCUGAAUUGCUAAUGAUGUUUAACUUAAAAUGCAUUUGGAAGGAAAUGACCCCACACUGACUACAAACGUAUUUCACCCUGGUUAUUGCGAUUUAAGUAAUAUUGACAUUAGAUAUUAAUAUAGGGUAGCAAUAUGUAAGUUUGUUGGUAUGGGAGUCCAAUACAAGCAUGGUGAAUCACUUAUUUUGAAACACAGUUGCCAGCUGUGUGUGUGUGUGUCUGUCUAAAGGGACCAGAGUUCUAAUGGUUUGUUUUCUUUUCUGAUUGUAUGACAACAUGGACAAAGGUGCUGUUGACAGCGUCCUUUCAGUGUGAGUUGAGAUUUUAUUUGGAAUAAUGCUUUUUGAACAAAAACGGUGAUAUGUUUGCACUAACAAACUGUUGACUUGAUUGGACUUCCUCAAGUCCAUUUUCCCAAAGUUUCAGUGUCUGACCUUCUAGGAUAAAACCGGAUACUUAUUCACCAUCAAGCUAAAUUCAACCAAUAUGUGUGAUAAUCGAAAAAAAAAGUAUCUUAUGGCCCUGGAUGAUACGGCUGGAGACUCCCUCACAAUCUUAACUGCUAAUACGUUAUCCUUUGUGUCUUCUCUCUGUCUCGGAAAAUGACGAAAAAAAUGUACAACCUCAAUAGUGAACUUAACAGUGGUGCCGUUUGCAAUCCUUUAAAGGAAAAAAUACAUAAAGACGCUGGCGUGAGCUGCUAUGUGAAGUGUGUGCAACACAUACAAUAAGUGCAUGUAUAUCAUAUCACGUGGGUCCUGAAGAGUGCAAGCCAACAGCCUGCACACUUGAGCUUGUGAAUGCUAUGAUUUUUCUCCCCCUCACAUUUCUCCUUUCCCGUGACUGGUUGGCAUUGUUCAUGCAGUCCCUUCAUUGCAAAUAACGAGAAUGACAUGUGGAAGUUGGUAUGUCCAAUAAAAGCUGCAGAUCGCCCUUUUAGUUUUUCUGUGGAGGGCGUUUUUCCUCCAUUGCGCAUCAUUGCAUGGUCUCAUCAUAGACUUUCAUCUUUCAUACGAAGCAAACAGAUGAGGAUUUGUUUUCAAACUCUCCGAUAAGUCUAACCGCUCUUGUGAGGUUUCCCACUCUGACUUUUUUAAUCUGCUUUCACAAAUGUACACUUUUGGAACAAGUCACCUAGGGAUUUGUCAGUAACGGGAGGAAAGUACCAAGAACAAAACACCUGACAAACCCUGCAGAAGGAAUAGUGAUCUCAAUAGGCCAUAAGUGAUGGUAUCUGGCUGAUGAGCCUCUCUCUACACACACACCGAAAUGCAGUUGUGCUUGAAAACAGCCAAGAUGAAAAUUAACAACUCAAAUCUGUAGCAACCGACUGCCAAGAAAGAAAUAUCUCUGAAAUAAUGUAGUGUUUACAACUCAAAUAUGGAGCCUCUGGUUUAUUGGCCUUUACGACUGGUUUCAUUUUCCUUAUAGAAACAAAUGCACAGACAUCAUCACCAUCAUCAUCUUCAUCACCAUCACCACAGACCACACACUAAUGUGUGUGCCAGACUGCCAGAUCACGUGAUGAGAUCAAUAAUCACUGAUCACUUUAUCUCUAAGGGUUCUCUUCAAUUCCCCAACCCACCCAUUUUACUAAAACUUCAUAAACAACAGUAGCACCUUUUAAACCAAUCAAACUCUUCCCCUCCGUGUAGUUUCAUCUCACCCAUCUCUCCAACGCACCUGGCUUUUUUCUGCAUGUGAUUUUUUUAGGGUUAAAACAAAAACGCUGUAUGUAAUAGCUAAAAUAUCUAAUUGAAAUACUAUUUUAAAUAUGUAAGGGAAAGAGAAAUGCUAACUGUCUCUGUGGUUCUGACAUGGCACAUGCUGUGUCAUGUGAGCAUUGUGGUUUUACUGUUUUUUUUUUUCACUGUUUUUUCUUUCACUUUUUUUUCUUUGUACUUCUUUUGAUGACUUAAUUUAUGUGCAAUAUCCUGCUUUCUCUCUCUUUGAUCUCUCCUCAAAAGUGUAGAAUUUCUGCAAAUUUAUUGUUGAAAGAAAAAAAUUUAAACAAAAGCCUGGUGAUCAUCAAUAAAGUACCUUUAUGGAAAAACUUC
This is a messenger RNA of Clupea harengus (Atlantic herring), 12197 nucleotides long. It is a transcript of the gene map1aa, whose product is annotated as microtubule-associated protein 1Aa. Gene Ontology annotation, molecular function: microtubule binding; actin binding. The record is from RefSeq and is a predicted model, not a curated record. Gene Ontology annotation, biological process: dendrite development; regulation of microtubule depolymerization; axonogenesis. Gene Ontology annotation, cellular component: cytosol; synapse; microtubule. Lineage: Eukaryota; Metazoa; Chordata; Actinopteri; Clupeiformes; Clupeidae.